Erythranthe guttata (spotted monkey flower) is the source of this 2057-nucleotide messenger RNA. The record is from RefSeq and is a predicted model, not a curated record. NCBI's taxonomy places the organism in Eukaryota, Viridiplantae, Streptophyta, Magnoliopsida, Lamiales, Phrymaceae.
ACACAAUAGCUCCUCUUUACCCUCUCUCUCUCUCUCUCUCUACCCCUUCGCCAUACCAACUUUUAGAUAGCGGCAGAAAUUCGGGGUAAUGGAAGCUUGAAUCCUCUAUCCAAAGGCGGUGAGGUGUGGGGGUGGGUGAAGAUGCGAUUUUUUUAGGGUUUUUUAUUUUAAUUUUUUUUCUAAUUUGUGCAAGUGGAAAGGGUUUUUGACGCAUAUGGAGAGAGAAAGCUUCAAACUUGGCAUAAAAUAUAAAAGUGGCGUGGGCUAUAAAGCAAAGCAUAUAUCCCAUAUAUGUUCAAGCGUUAAAAACAGAGCAAUAUUUAACAAAAGCUCGAAUACAGAAGAGGGUUCAAGCAGCUUAUUUAUACCAUGCAACAAGGGCCUCGCUCGGAGUAAAGAGGUUGACAAGAAACUGGAAAGAAGUCUACUAAUGUUCAAGAGGUUCGAACAUUCUUGCCACAUAAGCUCGCUCAGCUCAUCAAAAAGACUCUAAGCUCGAGUGGAGUGUUACGUAACUUAAGCAGUUCCAACUUAAGGUGAGCAUUGGUAAAGUAUCGGCAUAUAUUAGGGGCAACUUUAGAUAACUGUCUGAAACCAAUUUUCAUUAGACAUAAGACAUAAGACAUGUUUGUAAUGUCUUGAUUGAACCUCCUUAGUCAGCGAAUUUAAAUUUGAACUUGACCCUAUAUUUUGAUUUCAUCUUCACUCGGAAUCCAAACUUUAUACAAAUGUUCCUCUAACUCCAUUUUUUUUCGUCUUUUCUCCAACAAACUUUUUAGUUUUUGCACUUUGUGUUCAAACCAAGACCUAAUUUUGUGUCGACUAAUAUGGUUAACUAGGUAGGUCGACCUCAGAGCUACUGACUAAUAUGUUGUUACGUAUAUAAAUAAAUAAAAUAAAUGUAUAUAUGAAUGGAUGUUGGUGGUCGACUAAAAUCAACUAUGUAGGUCGACUAAUUUAUCGUUACAUGUUAGAAGUUUAAGAGAUCACAGAUCGAGAGAGAGAGAGAGUGAGGAAACGGCAAUAUAUUCAAAACCAUCUACCAAAGUAUCUUCUUCCAUCUCACCAGAUUUUGUAGGCAUGCAUGAAACUAGUAUAUUUUCGAAAAAAGGAACACUAGAGAACAAAUAGUGACUUAGAGAGUCGUAGACGAGAUAAAGCAUAUAUUAAAAACGAGUAAAUGAAGAAUUAAAAAAAAAAUGGGAUUGCAAAUGAAAAAUUAAACUUACGGUACAUUCGGCUGAAAAGGAAUUGAUUUAGGAAUUUCAUAUCCAAUGCCAUCAUUUUAGUUGUUUUUUGAGCAAUUGUGUGGGAUUUCAAAUCCCUCUGUCCUAAGGAAUUAUUUGAUUUGGGGAAUGAAUUUGAAAGAACGAUUUAGAAUGACUCCAAUUUGGAGAUAUUUGAAAUCCACACAAAUGACCCAAUUUAUAACUAAAACGGACUAGUGUGGAUUUGAAAUUCUUCAUCAGAUCCCUCAAUCCAAACGAGUGCAGGAGAUUUAUUAUUAUGGAUUUGAAAUCCCUUCUCCAAAUCCUAUCAUCCAAAUGAGUCUUAGAAACUUUACUUCAAACAAGAAAAUUGCCUUCCUACUUUAGUUCCAAGUAAUGAAUCACGUCCGUUAGUAGAUUUAUUUCUAUCUUUGGAAGAAUUAUUAGGCCUCAAACAUCACCCGAGGCCGAUGUCAAUAAAAAUUCCGAACACCACAUAUCUCAACGCAUAAACAUCAAUCAAAACCCUGUAUCUACUAAUAUCACCCAUCUAUGCAUAUAAGAAAGCGAAGUUGAAUUUUCCGACCAAACUCCUAUUAUCUUUCUUUCUUUCUUUCUUUUAUGAUAUAUCCCUCCUAUCAGAUUAAAUGACAAAAGACCAGCAGUCAUACAACACUCGUGAAAAAUUAAGAAAUUAUCUUCCCUAAUUGAUAAGUGAUAAUAUUUCAAAUUUCAGUAAUGAUCCCCAUUUAUACAAUAUCAAUCUCGAGUAACCAUCUUUUUUUUUUUUUUUUUUUUUUUUUUUUUUUUUCCAAAAUCGAUUGUUCGUGGUGUGAAUCUGACCUCUGU